CUCAUCGCCGUAGUAAACCGUUAUGUGGAGCUCCGUAAACAAACUAAAACUGCUCAACUCUGCUGUCUGUUUCCGCUCCUGUUCUUAAAAAGUGAACAGAAACGUUCUCCUCUCUUCUUCGUCUCCUAAAAAUGGAACUGAGUGACUUUUACUUCUUCUUCUUCUUCUGUGGUUUUCCCCUGUUUUACGUUCCCCGGGCUACAGGCAGGCCUGUUCCAAUCAGCUUAACCGUAUUUGCCCGUCCUGGUGAGGACGUCGUUCUGCAGUGUAGCCCCACCUCAUUAGCGUCCCUGUCGUCUAACCUGGUAGUGGAGUGGUUAAGAGUUAAUGGCAGUACCCAGCUGAUUGUUCUCAUUCUGCGUGAUGGCAAAGAGCUGGUGAAGGAAAAAGCUCAGCAGUACGUCAAGAGGUCGGUGCCAACAGAAGAUUACUCUUUGAAGCUGCUUGAUGUGCGACCGGCAGACAACGGCACGUACAGGUGUGUCCUUCUGAAAGGAGCAAAAGAGGAACACAGUGAGUCUGUGUCUCUCAUUGUUGCUCAGGUGUCAGCAGUGAACAUUUCUACCUACACAAAUCCAUCCAGUGAGCUGAUAGUGGUCUGCCAGUCCAGCGGAUGGUACCCGGAGCCGCUGGUGUCUCUGCUGGACUCGGACAGAAAAGACCUUCACGCUGAAACGGAGUCUUCAGUCGGACCAGAUGGCCUGUUCUCCUUCAGGACGCUCCUUCAUGUGAACAGAGAACAAGCAACACUAACAGGAAAUGGGACAGUACUCUGCAGAGUGAAAAUCAGAGGAAUGGACCUGGUGGAGGAGAAAGCCAUUGAUGUCGGGGGAGGCUCCAUUCCUCAGACAGUAGGAUCUCAUCAGCUGGUCAGACACAGGUUUCUCAUCAUCUGUUCUCCUUUGCUGUUUGUUUUCAUCGUGUUCAUUGUUUGGAUGUUUUGGAGAAAGAAGAAGCAACCCUUGGAACAAAAUGACACAGGUGAUGGAUCAGGUGAUGGAUCAGAGUUGCAGAAACUGAGCCAGACGGAUGCAGGCGGAGGAGCAGCCAAUGAUGGUGCAGAAAUGGACAAUAAAGGUGAAGAAGUAGCAGAUGAAGGUGCAGAAGCUCUGGAUGAAAGUGCAAAAGUAUCUGUUACAGAAGCAAAAGAAGCAGAUGAAGCGUACGUAGACGUCAUGAAGAUGGAAACGACCGGAGCAUCUGGCAUAGCAAAAGCACGGAGACUGAGCGUUACAGGUGUUGAAGCGUCCCAUCGGCUGGCAGAAAAAGAUCUGGCUGAGAUGCUGAAGUACAGAGAGGUCAUCCUAGCCGUGGGAAAAGCACGCCACAUCCACCCUGCCCUCAUCGCCGCCAUCAUCUCUAGACAGUCUCAGGCGGGGACCAGCCUGCGCAGCGACGGCUUUGGAAAGUUUGACUCAGACAGCUUUGGUCUGAUGCAGAUCAAUAGGCAUUACCAUCCAAUAAAGGGCGGCCCGUUCAGCAGGGAGCACGUGGACCAGGGAGUGGCCCUCCUCUGUGCUCUGAUCCACAUCAUGAAGAGGGAGAACCAGGACUGGACCAGAGAGCAGCACAUCAAAGGUGCGUUGGCUUGCUACAUGGCAGGUGAGGACAAGGUCAUUGGUCUGAAGUACGAAGAUGUGGACAGCGUGACGCCGUACUGCGACUUCGCCAACGACGUGAUCGCCAGAGCGCAGUGGUUCGCUGUCCACGACUUCUAGAAGUCAGUGCCUCAUUUAUCGUUGGUUUUUCUAGAACAAAACUCUGCGUUCAAACUGUGGUCGCCUCGAAGGUGAGGCUCGUUCAGGUAGGAGGGUUUUACAUUUAGAGGGUAAAGCGUUUGUACAUCAAGUUUAUUUAAGUGUGUAGUUUUCUGGCCUCGUGCCAUACCUCAGACAUGGACUCGUAUCAUUUGUUCCUUUUAUUAAGCCGGUCUAAAACCAAACACAGGAAGUCUGUGUUCAAUAAUCAGCCCCAGAAAGACAAAGGAACCUGUUCUUUACAGAUACCCUCUCUGUGGACCCAUCAGUGAUCCUGUGAUCUCUCUUCUCCAGCUGGUCUGGGCUGAGCUUUCAGACGUGGAUCUGGUGGGUUAGAGCCAUACCGUUAGCUGAAUGUUAGCGUGGAUAUUCAAAUCUUUAGACUGUUUAUUCUCUGAAAAAAGCUUAAACUCAAUCAGCAGACUAGUCAUGAAAUAAGUAUUAUUUAUAACACCAAACUGGAUCAUAAAAGAGUCAUAAUUUAUUCAGUGGUCAGGUUUGGACACAGCUGUGUGAGAAUAAAUUUUUUAAUUGUUUUUGAAAAUUAGAAAAAAAACUUAAAUAUACUAAAAGAGGAUCAUCAGGGAGUUAGAGUUUGGUUUCAGUAGCAGCAGAUCCAAAAAUGUUACUUUUAAAAUGUUUAUUAUUUUUAAAUGUGGGGAGACUCAAAGUCCUGUAAAUGUAACCAUUAAUGUCUUCACUGUUAAAGGUGCAGUUAGCCUAGUAGCGUCCAGCAAAGCAAACUCGGCUAAAUGGAACAAUGAUAUAAUAACAAUAUAGAAAUAUCUACACUAGUGUUUAACCAGCUGGAUAUGUUAAAUAUCUUUUUUAGCUGAGGUUAAGCCUAUUACCCAUGCACAGGGAGGACCCCUUGGUUUUUUGUAUUCAGCAUGUUUUUGCAGCACCACAGAAGAGAGUUAAUAAUAAUAAAACUAUUUUUAUAUCAGGUGAUUAAAUACUAAUUUAGCUGAUCAUCUCCAGUUUCAGGCAGGGAUUUAACAAAAAUGUAAAAAUCCAGAUUUUUCAGAAAUUUUCAAAAGACUAAAAAAAUAAAAUUGAUAUUAAAAACUUAGAAUCUAGAUUUAAAUACAUUAAAACUUACACAACAAAAAUAAU
Molecule: messenger RNA, 2873 nt
Organism: Cheilinus undulatus (humphead wrasse)
Lineage: Eukaryota; Metazoa; Chordata; Actinopteri; Labriformes; Labridae
Product: lysozyme g-like
Exons: 12
Coding region: 132-1718 (528 amino acids)
Biological process (GO): peptidoglycan catabolic process
Molecular function (GO): lysozyme activity
Source: RefSeq, a predicted model, not a curated record